UUUUGCUUCUUUAAAGCCGUUGCGGAUUCGCUAACUUGCAUGAUGUUGAUUCGUAAAUAAUGUCUGACGCUGCUUUAGAGGAAGUUUCAGUGUUGUCGUCCAUUUACUGCGGCGAAGGAGAGUUCCAACUCAUCCAGCAGUCUGCUCAGGAUGGGCUCAUGGUCCAAAUCAACACCGCUGUCGGAGGAGAAAGAGGGCUGGACGUGAGACUGCUGUUCCAUCUGCAGCCCAGCUACCCUUCCUGUCCCCCCGCCAUCUCCGUCUCUUCCACUGCUCUCUCUAGGACUCAGUGUCACAACGUCAGACAGACGCUGCUGGAUCAGGCUGCAGCUCUUCCUCCAGAACCAAUGGUCCAUCAGCUGGUGGAGUGGUUGCAGUGUGUGGAGGUGACGGAGAAGUGCAGAGGGGGUGAGGAGGAGGUGAAAGAGACAGACAGAGAGGAGGAGUGGACGGCAGUGCUGUCGUUAGACCACAUCCGAUCUCGGAGUCGCUACAUCGGUCUGCUGGAGCGCUGGAGCCAGACGCUGCAGCUCACCGGGAGCUUACUACUGGGACCCAGUAUACUGGUGGUUCUGCAGGGAGCCAGACCCAAAAUCAAGGAGUUCUGUCGCCUUUUGAAGACGGUGAAGGUGGAUGUGGAUUCUUCGGGCAAGAAAUGCAAAGAGAGGAUGAUGAAGGUUCUCCUCGAAAGCCCUUUGUCUCCCUCCUGCGGACAUAGCCUCCAGGGUUUCGUAGUGAAGAACUACGAUUCGUUACCAGAGCUGGCCGCAGCCUUCCAGGAAAUCAACAUGACUGAGCUUUACCAGCAGAUACGGCCAUCAUUACGUGACUGACAGCAGACAGGGUACCAUGGUGACCCCGGUGACCUAACCUGAACUGAAAAGAUCCUUGACAAGAUUCAAAGAAGUAGGAACAGGCGCACACAGGAAGAGCUGGCUACCCAGAAUUCCCAGUAAAAUGUAAUGGCCGAUACACAACUCUUGAACUGUGUAGCUUUGGCUCAACAGCAGACACAAAGAGGCCGAUGGUCGUGUCACAGAAUAAACAUGGAUUCACUACCACUGAUGUGUAUUCUGAAGCUUGAUUUAAUCAUCAUUGAUAAACUGAUUGGUUUGUUAAUAAUAAAUCCAUAUGAACACCAUUUGGGCCAGAUCUAUAAGGUGAAUAUCUUUUUGUUGUUGUUGGUCUAAACUAGACCAAUAUAUCGGCGGUCCAAUAUUAGGCAUUUCCCGAUAUAUUGGUAUCGGUA
Messenger RNA from Etheostoma spectabile (orangethroat darter), 1249 nucleotides. It is a transcript of the gene rwdd3, whose product is annotated as RWD domain containing 3. Gene Ontology annotation, molecular function: protein binding. Bases 60 to 833 code for a protein of 257 amino acids. The transcript has 7 exons. NCBI's taxonomy places the organism in Eukaryota, Metazoa, Chordata, Actinopteri, Perciformes, Percidae. The record is from RefSeq and is a predicted model, not a curated record. Gene Ontology annotation, biological process: positive regulation of protein sumoylation; positive regulation of hypoxia-inducible factor-1alpha signaling pathway.